This is a messenger RNA of Prionailurus viverrinus (fishing cat), 6008 nucleotides long. Its product is annotated as interferon-induced GTP-binding protein Mx1. Lineage: Eukaryota; Metazoa; Chordata; Mammalia; Carnivora; Felidae. The record is from RefSeq and is a predicted model, not a curated record. Gene Ontology annotation, molecular function: GTP binding; GTPase activity; microtubule binding. The transcript is spliced from 15 exons. Bases 310 to 2292 code for a protein of 660 amino acids. Gene Ontology annotation, biological process: defense response to virus. Gene Ontology annotation, cellular component: microtubule; membrane; nucleus.
GCGGCGGCGGCGGCGGCGGCGAGGGGCCCUGGCAGCUGCGCGGGGACAGAAUUAAAAUACUCAAGAUUUGCCAAAAGGGUUCUGAGAACCAUGAGCUUGCUUCAUCGUGAGGCCUCUGUGCAUCGUUCUUAACAAUGGGACCUUACCUUGAUGAGUCGUCACAUACGUUCACCUGGGUUUUGGCCUAAUUUGUAAGUUUUGUGUGAUUUCAAGGAGGCGUGGGAGAAGAGCUCCGUGUUUCUAUCCAACUAGUCAACGUUGCAUCGUCAAGGGAAAAGGAAGGUGUGUUGGAGCUGAUCAAGGGCGGAGAUGGUUAAUUCUAAAGGAAAGAUCACUGACUCAGAUCCUGUAUCCGAUCAUCUGUUACUAAAUGGACUUGCGGAUAAGGCAGAGAAAAAUCAGGAAACGGGACUCAAGAAGAGCCUAUGUAGCCAGUACGAAGAGAAAGUGCGCCCCUGCAUUGACCUCAUCGACUCCCUUCGUGCCCUGGGUGUGGAGCAGGACCUGGCCCUGCCUGCCAUCGCUGUCAUCGGAGACCAGAGCUCGGGCAAGAGCUCAGUGCUGGAGGCCCUGUCAGGGGUCGCCCUUCCCAGAGGCAGCGGUAUUGUCACAAGGUGUCCUCUGGUGCUGAAGCUGAAGAAGCUCAUGAAUCAGGAUGAAUGGAGAGGCAAAGUCAGCUACCAGGACUUUGAGACGGAGAUUUCAGACCCUUCGGAGGUGGAGGAGGCAAUCAAUACAGCCCAGAAUGCCAUCGCCGGGGAAGGACUGGGGAUCAGUCAUGAGCUAAUCAACCUGGAGGUCAGCUCCCCUCAUGUCCCGGAUCUGACCCUGAUAGACCUCCCUGGCAUCACCAGGGUGGCUGUGGGCAAUCAGCCGGCCGACAUCGGACGCCAGACCAAGCAACUCAUCAGGAAGUACAUCGUUAAGCAGGAGACAAUCAACCUAGUGGUGGUCCCUUGCAAUGUGGACAUCGCCACCACAGAGGCACUGAGCAUGGCUCAGGAGGUGGACCCCGAUGGAGACAGGACCAUAGGCAUCUUGACAAAGCCUGACCUGGUGGACAGAGGCACCGAGGACAAGGUGGUCGAUGUGGCACAAAACCUCGUCUGUCACCUGAAGAAGGGCUACAUGGUCGUCAAGUGCCGGGGCCAGCAGGACAUCCAGGACCAGCUGAGCCUGGCCGAGGCUCUGGAGAAAGAGAGAGUCUUCUUUGAGGACCACCCGCAUUUCAGGGUUCUCCUGGAGGAAGGAAGGGCCACCGUGCCCUGUCUGGCGGACAGACUGACCACUGAACUCAUCAUGCACAUUUGCAAAUCUCUGCCCCUGCUAGAGAAUCAAAUAAAGGAGAAUCAUGAGAAAAUAACAGAGGAAUUACAAAAGUAUGGCUCAGAUGUACCAGAAGACGAACACGAAAAAAUGUUUUUUCUGAUAGAUAAAAUCAAUGCGUUUAAUCAUGACAUCACCUCUUUAAUACAAGGGGAGGAGUCUGUGGGGGAGGGUGAGAGUCGGCUGUUCACCAAAAUCAGACAUGAAUUCCACAAGUGGAGCACCGUGAUUGAAAAGAAGUUCCAGAAAGGGUACAAAGCGAUAUAUAAAGAAAUUGAGAAAUUUGAAAAUCGGUAUCGGGGCAGAGAGCUGCCGGGAUUUGUCAAUUACAAGACGUUUGAGAUUAUUAUCAAACAGCAAAUCAGAGAGCUGGAGGAGCCAGCUGUCGACAUGCUGCGCACGGUAACCGAUAUGGUCCAGCUUGCCUUUGCAAAUAUUUCGAAAGGAAACUUUGAUGAAUUUUUCAACCUCUACAGAACAACCAAGUCCAAAAUCGAAGACAUUAAGUUUGAACUGGAAAACGAAGCGGAGAAGUCGAUUCGACUUCACUUCCAAAUGGAGCAGAUUGUCUACUGUCAGGACCAGAUCUACCAGCAGGCGCUGCAGAGGGUCAGGGAGAGGGUUUCGGAGGAGGAGAAGAGGAAUAAAAAAACAAACAGUCCGAUCUCUGAAGAAGUUUCUUCAGGGAGCGUCUCCUUGUGUGAAAUCUUUGAGCACCUGCUGGCCUACCGCCAGGAGGCCGCCAACCGUAUCUCCAGCCACAUCCCCCUGAUCAUCCAGUACUUCAUCCUGCAAGUGUACGGCCAGCGGCUGCAGAAGAAUAUGCUGCAGCUGCUGCAGGACAAGGAGACCUACAGCUGGCUCCUGAAGGAGCGCAGCGACACCAGCGACAAGAGGAAGUUCCUGAAGGAGCGGCUCGCGCGGCUGGCCCAGGCUCGGCGCCGCCUGGCCAAGUUCCCCGGUUAAGUCCAGCUCCCUGUCCCGCCCGCAUCUCCAGGACCCGCCUCCAGCCCCGCCCCAGCCCCGCCCCCAGACCACGGACGCGUGGGGGAGCCCCGCCCCCAGCCCCAGAAGCCUGGGGGGACCCGCCCUCAGCACCCGGACUCGUGGGGGGAGCCCCGCCCUCAGCCCCGCCCCAGCCCCGGACGUGUUGGGGGAGGGGGGAAACCCGCCCUGAGCCCCGCCCCAGCCCCUGACGCGUGGGAGGACCCGCUGUCAGCCCCGCCCUCAGCCCCGCCCCAGCCCCGCCCUCAGCCCCCGGACGCGUGGGGUGGGGGGAAACCCACCCUCAGCCCCGCCCCCAGCCCCGGACGCGUGGGGAGAGCCCCACCCCCCGGCCCCGCCCUCGGCCCCGCCCCAGCCCCGGACGCGUGGGAGGACCCGCUAUCAGCCCCGCCCUCAGCCCCGCCCCAGCCCCGCCCCAGCCCCGGACACGUGGGAGGACCCGCUCUCAGCCCCGCCCCCAGCCCCCGGACGCGUGGAGGGACCCGCCCUCAGCUCCGCCCUCUCCCCGCUGGCCCAUUUCACAGGCACGAGGGGUUCCUAGCCAGUCUUUCCUGGCACCGUCUGUGGUCUGUGCUUGUCCCUCGAGGGCAGGGACCUGGUGAGAAGACUUAGGUCAGGAUUAAGAGGAACGAGAGUUAGACUGGGUGGACGCCGCCGCCUCCCUGGUUAGGAGAAACCAGUUUCCACCUCGGGACUGUCCCUCCGGACCCCUCUCCCUCUCCCGCCGGAGAUCAGCGCAUGGGGAACACCCUAGAAGGCCUAGUUCCUGCUUUGUGCCACUUGCUGUCACGCGCCUGAUGUUUCUGGAGCAUUGGUGCUGUGUGCGUGUGCCUAGAGGCUGCAUUUCGCUGAUGUGGAAUAAACCCGUUUCUAGCGACGCCGCUGCGACCCCGUAUUUUCAGGGGCCGUCCGAGAAUUUGUACACGACGGAGGCUGCCGGGAGCAUGAAGGGCGUUCGGCGGGGUCCCCCCAGCACGCGCUGUGGCGCGGCGCCUUACCCCUCUUGUCAGCCCCACACCUGAGGGGUGGCUCACAGCCGCUCAGGCUUGCAGGGCGCAGUUUCCCUGGGGCCGAAAGGAAACACCCCAGCAAUACGCACAGGCUUUUGUAGAGCGAAGGCCGGCGCGCGGUGCGGGCGCUCCGAGUCCAGCACGAGGCGUGUGCCCCUUGCGCAGAGGGGAUGCGGGCGGCUUCUCACGGGGGUGCCGGGAGCCACCGCAGCAAUCCCCGGCUGGAGCUGGCGGUCACUUUCACUUUGGCCCCAGACAGCAGGUGUCUAGGGCUCCCCCAGGCUUGUCCUAGGCCGCCACCAACAAGGGGGAAGUGUACGGUCCCUUCUCCCGUGUGUUCAGGACCCAGGGAGAGAGAGCCCUGGAGUCCACUUUGGGUCACUUCUUUGCUCCGAGGGCAGCCAGCCUCAGACAAAGGAUUCACGUGCCUCCGCAAUCUCCCCUCCGCCAUCCCUGCCCCACCCAUGAGGGACACUGCCAGGAUUAGAGCCUGCGUGCCUCUCCAGAUUCUGCUGCCCACCCUAGAGCACUAGUAGGAAGGUCCAUCCGUCUGUGAAGACUAUGCUAGAAUAUCCGUGAUGCCCACUCCCGAACCCUUUACGUUCGGUACAUCUGGGGCUCUGCUGAGCCCACAGGACGGCACCGAGUCUGGAGCAGAGCAAGGAGAGGGGCCACAUAGAGCGGACUGACAUAGAAAGCCUGGGUUUUCCAGAACACAGGGUCUGAUGUGCUGUCGGUGCUUAAUAAAUGCUAUGAGAGGGAGCGGGGCACGGGACACGCUGGGCAUUUGUUCAAACGGCUUUCUGGAUUCGUGACUAUCUUCUAAGAUGCUUCAGAGCACCUGUUUUGUUUUGUUUUGUUUUGAAGUUUAUUUUGAGAGAGAGCGAGCGCACACAAGUGGGCUCAUAAGCGGGGGAGGCAUAGAGAGAGGAGAAGAGAGAGACUCCCAAGCAGGCUGCCCGCUGUCAGCACAGCAGCCCCAAACUCCCAAACUGUGAGCUUGUUCUGGUCUCACGGAGUCGAAGCACGAGUCCCGCAGACGACAGAGAGUGAGCAGAGUGGCAGAGUGUAAUGCGAGAAAGCACGAAGCUCUCAAGAGGGAGAGGGGUCCCGACUGGGUAGCCGCCGAGCAUUUCUGUCCCUUUUUAUGGGGACCUGAUCAGGAAGUCCGUGAGGCUCCAGGCGGGGCUGGAAUACCUUUCUCCUGUUGUCCCUCUCAAACCCCGCUGCCGCUCUAGCCUUCCACCUGCAGCUGCCCACGGCCUCUCCCUCACCUCCCCCUGCCUAAUGUUCACCCUUUCCCCACUCAAGGUCACCACCCGAGCUGAAGUCAAGAGUCAGACGCUUAACCGACUGAGCCCCCCUGGGCGCCCCCUGAGCACCUGCCGUUAUAUUGUCCUCGAGGAAAGGCAGACAAAACAAUCAGGCACCCAGAGAAUUCCCCCAAACGUCAGGUUUUGUUUCAGAGGAAAGGAAUCCAGGCGGCGAAUGUUGCACCAGGUCGCAGGGAAUGAGGCACACAGCGCGGCUUCCGUCAGACCUGUUCUGUUUCUCCAGGGAAGAAAGGUCCAAGCGGUUCUGUGGGAUUUCGGUUGGUUAUAAGAUGCAUCUCUGUAGUCCCAGUGACUGUCUGACGAACACCAUUGAUGGGGGUGGUUCGUUAAACAUGGGGCAGCUGGUACAUCAGUGAAUCUUUAAAUGUCACUUUAUUCUAGCACUUCUCUUAAAACGCUGGGGAAGGGGAAGCCUCGAUCAGAAGGGGAAGAGACUCUGAAAUCGGAGUGGGGGCAAGGAAGCCACAGGGGGACAGAGGAAGAGCUGGGAGCAGACCCGGAACCUGGGUUCGAGGCAGGACUGUCCCCCAUUGACAACUCAGCCAGGCACAAAUCGAGGCGGAUACAUGCUUCUACAAUUUAUUUUAAUGCUUGUUUAUUUUUGAGAGAGAGAGAGAGAGUCAGAGCACGAGUCGUGGAGCGGCAGAGAGAGAGGGAGACACAGAAUCCGAAGCGGGCUCCAGGCUCCGAGCCGUCAGCACAGAGCCCGACGCGGGGCUGGAACUCAUAACUGUGAGAUCAUGAACUGAGUGGAAGUCAGACGCUUAACUGACUGAGCCACCCAGGAGCCCCUGGAGGGCACAUGUUUCAGUGCUGGAAACCCACCCACUGACCCAGUGGCAAGGAGAGACACAAAUCAGCACAAAUGAUUCACUUUUAUUAAUACGUGUGUUUUCCCUUUAAUGAUGAGUGUUUGGGGUUCAUUUAUAUCAAGCAAAUUAACUUACAUCUUUUAUAAAGCCUUUAAUCCAAAAAUAUCAAUAUUUCCCUAGCUCCAGCGUCCUGGCUAGAUCUUUGAGGUACAAUCAGCCUCAUCCAAAGGCCACUCACCCGGCGACUCUAGCGUGAAAAAUACAACUGAAGAUUGUCAACUGCCUUGGCCCAUGUGGACUUUCUAGGUAUACGGUUCACUGCUCUUCGCAGAUCCUUUAUUUCUGAGUCCCCCUACCUGCUAACAUUUAUUCGUAAUUCCAAAACCAGCAUUCACGGCGCUAUGGCGGCCAGGCGUGCGGGGUGGCAAAAAAAGGGGAGGUGGCUCACCAAGGACACACAGCGGGGUCCUCUGUCUCGUUUCAGCUCUCGCUGUCAAUAAAUGUCCUUUUGUGAUCUGGUU